Didymodactylos carnosus is the source of this 4662-nucleotide messenger RNA. The record is from the annotation of a GenBank genome assembly. NCBI's taxonomy places the organism in Eukaryota, Metazoa, Rotifera, Eurotatoria, Philodinida, Philodinidae.
AUGAGCUUAAUGCCAAGUGAUGAAGUUGCCUUGUUGAAUGAUGCACGUUAUAAAAAUUUUAUUGCAACAUUAGAAAAAGUAUUGAAACAAUUUGAAUAUUCAACAGAAUGGGCUGAUUUAAUAACAAAUUUAGUCAAAGUUAAAAAGACAAUCGAAAAUUAUCCAAAAUUUCAAUCCAUACCAAAGAGAAUAACAUUGUCAAAACGUUUAGCACAAUGUCUUCAUCCAGCAUUACCAUCUGGUGUUCAUUUAAAAGCUUUAGAAGUUUAUUCUUCGAUAUUUCAAAUGAUUGGAACCCGAAAUUUGCAGCGUGAUAUUAUACUUUACUCAUUUGGGUUAUUUCCAUUGUUGCCGUCAGCUGCCUUACCUGUUAAACCUGUACUUUUAUCAUUAUAUGAAACGUACUUUUUACCAUUAGGUGAAGGUUUAACUCCUGUUUUAACGGGUCUGUUUCUGGCAUUAUUUCCAGCAUUAGAAGAAGGAUCAGAUCAUUUUGACAGAACAAAUCAAUUAUUAGAUAAUAUUUUAUCAAAAAUGGAUAAAUUUUAUUUUUAUGCCUGCAUAUGGUCAGCAAUACAUUUAUUACCAUCAGCACGUUAUCCGGCGAUAACCUACAUGCUGAGUCAUUUUGAUAAACGAAAAAGUAUGGAAGAUCAAUUAUGUCUAAUGGGGUUAUCUGUUGAAACAUUAGUAUCGGCUGUAUGCAUUUGUUUACAAGAUGCCCAACAACCUUUAGUACAACGAUCAAUAUUAGAUUUCCUUCUAAUAUGUUUACCAAUGAAUAAUAAACAAUUGACAAAAAUUGACUUAAUGAAAAUGAUUACUGUAUCAUUAAAUAUUUUAUUAAAACGUGAUAUGUCCUUGAAUCGUCGAAUUUAUUCAUGGUUUCUUGGCUCUGAACAAUUAGCAACACAAGCACAAGAUUCUACUGUUUCAUCAACUACACUACAAACAGCCGACACAUCUACAUCACCCGAAGUGACUUAUUUUGCACAAUAUACACAUGACAAUCUAAUUCAUGCAUUACUAAAUGCUCUUGAAUCAAUAAAUACAACACCAUCAACGUCUGAUACUACAACAUUGGUUCCAAUUGAAUCAAUGUCAAGUUCGUGGACAUUAACAAAAUUAUUACGUGUACUGACCAUAUUAGUUGAUAAACCAGAUGUUGGUCCAAAUAUACUCGAAUAUGUAUUAAUGAAUUAUUUACUAAGUGUCUAUAAUCAAAUAUAUUUGAAAAUAAAAUUUGUUCCAACCAUAAAUAUUCAACAAGAAAAUCAACGAUCCGAAACAUUAAAAACACUAAAUAUGUUAUUGGAUACGUUUGAACCCUAUUUUAUUUGGGAAUUUUUAACGAAAAAUUUUGAUCUUAUUCUCACUCAAACUGAUCAUGAACAAUCACCGCCAUUAAUAUCGACGAUAAAUACAAUAGGUAGUGCCACAGUUGAAUCAUUAUGUGGAGUUAUUCAGAUGUUGCUUGAUAUUGCUUCAUUGGACUCUUCACCGGAUAUUCAAAUUGAUCAUCUACCAGAAAUGUUAUAUCGUAUUAUUAAAAUAAUGAAUACGCACAUUGUAAAAUUUUCUGCUGAACAAAUUACAUUAUGUAUUCAAGUAUUAUUAAAAAUUUUAAAAAAGGUUGUUCCAUCAGAGACUCAUCAUAUGGCUAUAUUUCGUCGUUCAGCUAGUGAAGAAUAUUUACCAAUUCAUACAAUAACUAAUGAUGAUAAUAAUGAUAUUGUUGUAGGAGAUGAUAAAAGUACAAAUUCAUCUGAUGAUGAUGAUGAUAAUGAUGAUGAUGGUGAAAAUGUUACAAAUAAAUUUAUCAAUGAAAAUAAUUAUUCAACAGAUGUUUAUAAUAAACUUGUUAAAACCGAUAGUAUUGGACAAUUACAACAACCUUUUUCUUUAACUAUGGAUCAAUGCUCAGCUGAUGUUGAACGUUUAUUAAGACAUAUGGUUCGUACUGUUGAAAAACAAAUUUAUGUUCCCAAAGAGCCAGUACCUAAUCCAACACCAAAACGGCGUACAUUAACGAGAGCAGGAACAGUAAUUACUAAAAAUGUCUUACAAUCCAUUAGUCAUAUUGAAAAAUCAUUAAACUUGUAUAAAACAUUUUUUCAUCGUUUUAUAACAACAUUUAUUAUUUCAAAUGAGAAUCAAAAAAUUAGUGAAAAAUUUAAAAAAAUUUAUUCUCUAACACAAAGAAAAACAAACGAUAAUAUACGUACACUAUUUAAUCAACACUAUCGACAACAAAAUGAGUUCUUGAUAAAAUUGGACGAUAAUGUUGAAUCAUAUAGAAAAACUUUUGACGAUUGUUGUAAAUUACUCAUAGAUUUAUGUUGUUUUCCAAGACAAUUUUCAAAUGAUACAAAUAUGUCUGCCAAACAAACAUCUGCAACAGAUUUGAUUGAAUUCGAUGAUUGGUGUAUGGAUUUAUGUGUUUUGUCGAUAUGUCCAAGUGAUUACUUUUCUAUUCAAGCAAUAUCUAUCUCUGUUCUCAUCGAAUUAGUCGGUUAUUCAUUGCGUUUAUAUGAAUCAUCAAAUAAAUUAAAAAAAUCAACAUUGAGUAAUCAACGAAAGUUAUCAGAUAUUUCUUUGGAUUUGAAUAAUUUUCCGCCUAUACGAAAAAUAGUGACAAAUUCUGGUACAUUACGUACAAAAAGUCUGAGUGAACAGGUAUCGAUUACUCCAGUGUUUACUCAAGAACAAGUGAAUUUAUUAACAAUUGAUACCCUUUAUUUUCAACAUAUAACAUCGUAUUUAUGGGAACAUUUAAGUGAUCAAUAUCAACAACAGUGUAAUGUAAAAUCAUCUCGUCUAUUAUCAAUGUUACAUUCAAUGUUACCGUCGUGCGAUUGUGAAGAUAUGAUAUGUAAUCAAUUAUCAACUACACAUAUUCAACAAUACGAUAAUGAAUUACAAAUAAUAGAAUCAUACAAACGUUUUUUUAAAUUAUGGAAUUCAACACGUGAUCUAUCGUCACCAUCUACAUUACGUUUAACAAAAACAUUUGAACGGUGUCUAUUAAUCGUUUUAAGUGUACUGAAUGAGUCAAAUAAUCAUUGUCUUAAAUCAAUGGUACAGCAGUGGACAUGUGACUGUUUCAUUCAAGGUGAUAUUAAUAGAAUAUUUGAUAUUUUAUUAAUUAUGUUAUUACAUCCUGAUACUGCUAGAAUAUCGAUACAAAAAUUGAAUCCAAUAAAUCAUCGUGAAUUUUUCCAGAGAAAAACAUCAUUAAUUUCUUCUGAUCAAGUAGAAAUGAACUCGAAUUUUAGAAAGAUGACUGAUCCCGAUGAUGAUGACGACGAUGGUGACAUAAAUGAAAUGACAUUUAAUAUGUCGUCGAACACAUCUGAUGACAAUGUAGAGGGAGAAGGCACGUAUGAUGAUGAAGAUGGAGUACAAAUAGACGACGAAUUACAACAUCAUGAAGGAGAUGAUGAAACAACAGACGAAGAUCCAGAAGCAAAAAUUGGUGCUAUAAGUUGUGAAUCUGGUGAAGUUGUUUAUCAUGUUAAACAACAAUCACAAAAUAUAAAACUUCAGACACCAACACUAACAAAACCUACAACCUUAAGUUUAUCUCAACCAGCACUAACUGACAAUUUAGCAUCUCUCGUGAAUAAUGAUCAAUCAAAAGUUAUAAAAAGAAGAGCACCUACUCUACCAUCAAAUUUACAUAGCAGAAAUAUGAAUGCAAUUGAUAAUGAUAAUACCAACUCAAAGAACAGUGCUAACAGUAGAAUGUUUAGUUCGUUACAUGAAGAUUUAGUCGAUGGUCCUGAUGCAUCUUCAUCCACAAAACCCGAUUUAUCCUAUUUAUUAUCGGUCGAUCUAAAAUCUGUUCGAGAAUUGGGUAAUUUAUCAUCGUAUUCUCGUCGUCCCCAUUCAGCUGGUCCAUCGCCUCAAAAUUUGUCAACAUCUGUCGAUGAUAUCGAUACGGCUCCUAUUACACCGUUCAGUGAAUCUAAUUCUUUGACAUCUACAACCGCUUCCACAGCAGUUAAUCUUAAUCAAAAUAGUGUAAUAAAACAAUCACGAGAUAAUACAUCAAGUUCUUCGGCGAAUGCAUCAACUGCUCAAAGUAAAAAGAUUGAUGCUCAUUUAGCUUAUCUAUUGCUUUAUACUCAACCGUACGAUUAUAACCGUGUCAUUUUUUCAUUGACAUUAAUUGAAAGUUUAAUAGAUCUAAUACCCAAACAAUUAAUACAAACAUUAUCCUAUUCAAAUCAUAUUCAAACAUCGACAAUAAAUAUUCAUAAUAGUCGAAUGUACGAACUGUACAUAAGACAUAGACGAUCAGUAGAAGGUAAAAAUUUCUAUUCACCAAUUGAAAAACAACAACAAAUAAUGCAAUCUUAUUUACAUACAUUAAUUAAUAUUUUAUUAACGUAUUUGAGAAGUUAUUAUCCAACAAGUUUUGAACAAAAACUAAAUAUACACGAUAUGCAAGGAAAUCGAAAAGUUCAUAUACGAACAUUAAAUCUAUUAGCUAGAAUAUGUCAUGAUCUGUCAUUUAUUUGUAUGGAUACACAGUCACCAUCGUUCAUUAAUUAUAUUACUGAUUUAUUAAAUAAAACAGCAUUACAAAAAACGGUUUUACAUCUGUUUUAUACAACGGUAGAAAAAGUUUCAUCAACAUCAUCACACGGUAAGGUUUAG